GACCUUUAAGCCAGAAGGAAGACUAAAGAAGACUCAACAGCUACAGAGACUUUGAGAAACUUUCAGACAGCUGUGCUCUAUUUUGCAAAUCAGUGGCUGAAAGCUCUCACCAUGAGAAUAGGUAUUUUAGCAUUUAUGGUUCUUGGCACCUGCACUUUAAGUGCAUGGUGCCACCCAAUUAAACCCAAGUUUGUGGUCUUCCCUGGAGAUGUACUCAAAAACAUGACAGACACAGAUUUGGCUCAGAGCUACCUGAAGCGAUUUGGGUAUAUGGAGAUACUGGAUAAGAGUGGACACCAGGGAUCAGUGUCUACUUCCAAAGCUCUGAAGAGGCUGCAGAAUCAGUUGGGUCUAAAAGAGACUGGCCAUCUGGAUCAAUCCACAAUGGAGGCCAUGAAGAAGCCACGCUGUGGUGUUCCGGACGUCCGCAACUACCAGACAUUUGAAGGAGACCUGAAGUGGGAUCACAAUGACGUUACAUACAGGAUUCUGAACUACUCACCAGACUUAGACGCGUCUAUUAUUGACGAUGCCUUUGCCCGAGCCUUUAAUGUGUGGAGUGAUGUCACACCUCUAACUUUCACACGUCUCUAUGAUGGCACUGCUGACAUUAUGAUCUCAUUUGGGAAAAAGAAUCAUGGAGAUCCCUACCCAUUUGAUGGGAAAGAUGGUCUGCUGGCACAUGCCUAUCCCCCUGGUGAAGGGAUACAGGGAGAUGCUCACUUUGAUGAUGAUGAAUACUGGACCCUUGGCAGUGGACCAGCGAUCAAGACCUAUUAUGGCAAUGCAGAUGGCGCCAUGUGUCAUUUCCCUUUCCAGUUUGAGGGGAAGUCGUAUUCCACUUGCACCUCUGAAGGUCGUGAUGAUGGCCUGCCAUGGUGCGCAACGACUGCUGAUUAUGGCAAAGAUAAAAAAUAUGGUUUCUGCCCUAGCGAGCUUCUGUUCACGUAUGAUGGGAAUAGUGAUGGUGCAGCUUGUGUCUUUCCAUUUGUAUUUGAGGGGAAAACAUACACUAGCUGUACCACUGACGGACGUAAUGAUGAGUAUCGUUGGUGCGCCACUACGGCCAGCUUUGACCAGGACAAGAAAUAUGGGUUCUGUCCUAACAGAGAUACUGCUGUGAUUGGUGGAAACUCUGAGGGGGACCCAUGUCACUUUCCUUUCACCUUCCUGGGAAAAACCUACAGUUCCUGCACAAGUGAAGGCCGCAGUGAUGGAAAACUGUGGUGUGCCACAACCAGCAGCUAUGACAAGGACAAUAAAUGGGGCUUUUGCCCAGAUAAGGGUUACAGUCUGUUCCUGGUAGCAGCCCAUGAGUUUGGACAUGCCCUUGGUCUGGAACAUUCCAACAUUCAGGAUGCUUUGAUGUACCCAAUGUACAAAUAUAUAGCUGACUUUUCUUUAAAUCAGGAUGACAUUGAUGGCAUCCAGUAUCUCUAUGGACCCAAAACAGGCCCAAAACCUACCCCACCCAAACCAUCAACCACUACAUCUUCCCCAGCAACCAAACCCACUAAGCAAACACCUAAGACUACUCCAUCCUCAAGAUCCACCACAACUGCACCUGUGUAUACGCCUGUGGAACCCUCAGUUGAUCCUUGCUCGGUGGACAAAUUCGAUCUUAUCACAGAGAUCCAAGGGGAGCUUCAUUUCUUCAAAGAUGGGUACUACUGGAAGUCCGUAAGUGGUGCCAAUGAGGAUCGCAAAGGCCCAUUCCUGGUCUCAGAGAGAUGGCCUAACCUGCCAACUAAGCUUGACACUGCUUUUGAGGAUCCCCUUACUAAUAAGGUUUACUUCUUCACAGGCACUCAGUUCUGGGUGUUCACUGGACAGGAUGCAAUGGGACCACGAAGAAUUGAGAAACUUGGCUUACCGGAUAGCUUGAAGAAGGUUGAAGGAGCAUUGCAGAGGGGAAAAGCCAAAGUGCUGCUUUUUAGUGGGGAGGAAUACUGGAGGCUGGAUCUGAAGACCCAGCAGAUAGAUAAAGGAUACCCCCGCCACAUUGACAUGACCUUUGGUGGUGUUCCAAUGGAUGCUCAUGAUGUGUUCCUCUAUAAUGGACAUUAUUACUUCUGUCGAGAUGUUUACUACUGGAGAAUGACCAGCAGACGACAGGUUGACAGAGUUGGAUACGUCUAUGAACUCCUGAAUUGUCCCAACUACCGAAUCUGAUUUCAUCAGAUUAAAGAUUUCUAAUGAUAAGAAAAGCACAUCAAA
Silurus meridionalis is the source of this 2217-nucleotide messenger RNA. Its product is annotated as matrix metalloproteinase-9-like. The transcript has 13 exons. NCBI's taxonomy places the organism in Eukaryota, Metazoa, Chordata, Actinopteri, Siluriformes, Siluridae. Gene Ontology annotation, cellular component: extracellular matrix. Gene Ontology annotation, biological process: collagen catabolic process; extracellular matrix organization; proteolysis. Bases 112 to 2172 code for a protein of 686 amino acids. Gene Ontology annotation, molecular function: zinc ion binding; metalloendopeptidase activity. The record is from RefSeq and is a predicted model, not a curated record.